Messenger RNA from Callorhinchus milii (elephant shark), 3454 nucleotides. RefSeq names its product deoxyribonuclease 1 like 4, tandem duplicate 1 (gene dnase1l4.1). The transcript has 9 exons. Gene Ontology annotation, biological process: DNA catabolic process. Gene Ontology annotation, cellular component: nucleus. The record is from RefSeq and is a predicted model, not a curated record. NCBI's taxonomy places the organism in Eukaryota, Metazoa, Chordata, Chondrichthyes, Chimaeriformes, Callorhinchidae. The coding region runs from base 109 to 903 and encodes 264 amino acids. Gene Ontology annotation, molecular function: DNA nuclease activity.
UCUUAACAGUUGAAAAAUAACCACAGACUUCUGGUUUGAAACUGGGUUGAUAGCGCACACAAAGAGCGACAGACAAAUUCUUCAAUUAAUUACUUGCAGCAAGUGACAAUGAAAAUUGCUGCGUUCAACAUCCAACGUUUUGGGACAAACAAGAUCUCCAAACCCAAAGUCCUGUCAACCAUCAUCAAUAUUGUGAUGCGCUACGAUAUAAUCCUGAUCAUGGAGGUGACGGACCGGACAGGCGAGGCAGUGGAAAUCCUGAAUCAGGAGUUGAAUAAGAACUCUAAAGAUCACCACUAUUCCUCCGUACUGAGCAAACCGCUGGGCCGUGGGAGUUAUAAGGAACAGUACCUCUUUCUCUAUCGUGACACUGUGGUGCAGGUGAAGAGGCUUUUGCAGUAUGACGACCUGCAGCCCGGUGAUGAGGAUGCCUUCUCUAGAGAGCCAUUCAUUGUUGAGUUCACAUCUCCAGCCUCAGGCAUGGAGGACUUUGUCCUCAUUCCUCAGCACACGACCCCCAAUGAUUCAGUCAAGGAGAUUGACGAGCUCUACGAUGUCGUCCUGAAAGUAAAAUCAGAUUGGAACACAGAGAACAUCAUGAUUCUAGGUGACUUCAAUGCUGACGGCAGGUAUGUAUCCAAGAGGAAAAUGAAGACAAUAAGACUUCGCACGGAUCCCAACUUCCACUGGCUCAUUGGAGAUGACGAGGACACUACAGCCAACCCCAACACAGACCAGGCGUAUGACAGGAUUGUUGUCUAUGGAGAUGCACUUUACCAGUCAAUCGUUCCAGAUUCUGCAAAGCCCUUCAACUUCCAGAAAACUCUGGAACUGACAGAUGAGGAGGUUCUGGAUGUCAGCGAUCAUUACCCCGUUGAGGUGGAACUCAAAUGGGCAAAAUAAGAGAAAAAUAUGCAUCUGGAAUUGAGAAUGGCACCCCAUGGAACAGAAACCAGCCCAUAUGGGGAAAUAAUUUACAUUCCAGUUCAGAAAAAAGUAAAACCAAAACGCUUCUUCAAGCUUAAUGCACCACCUCCUUUGUUAUCAGUUAGCACUAUAUCCUUGAGCAUUUGUACAAAAACUUUUUCUUCACCAGCUUGUUUUGAUCUUCUUCAGUCCUUGGGCCGUCCUUCUGAAAUCAAAAGGCGCUACAUAAAUGUAAUUUGUUUUUGUUCUUAGAAAGUUGCUGUUAUUCUCAGUCAGUCACACAGGAGUCAAGGAUUGCUUUCACUGAGGAUCACCAGUCACCAUAUAGAUGGGAACAAAAAUGUUCAUGAAAUAUGAUCGCAUUAUUUUAGUGGACUGCACAUGUACCAUGUGCUAUUGAUUAACAUAACUCAUUUCAGCAGCAUAUUCAGGGAACAUAGGGACCAGGAAGAGGCUACUCAGUCCAUCAAGCCUGUUCCACCAGCUUUAGAUCUUGGCAGAUCCUUUAACCCAAUAUCGCACCUUUUCACCGUACCACUUACUAAGUCUCUUGUCUGUCGCUUAUUCAAACCUCUAUCGGUUCACAUUCACCUCUUUCUUGGGCAGAACGUUCUAUAUCGUCACAAUCCUGUGUGAAGAGGGACAAACGUUUCAAAUCUUCCCUAUUCCAUCAUCAAAUUCCAUAAGCAAGAGAAUUGAUCCCUCCUUGGCUAUAAUAACCACAGCCUUUUAUCAUAGCCACCUUCAGACCAGGUAGUAAUCUAGGUUAGGAUAACUCUGAUUCCUGCUGGAUUAGAUACAAACAAACAAUUCUAUUUGAGAUUAGGAGGUUUGGAAGAUUGCAAUUAGGUCAGUUUUGGUGAUAUUGUUCCAUCACCAUUUCCCAAAGGCAGCAGAAUUUAUCAUGCCACACCAAUCUCCUACUUGUCUUUUGCAUUUCACUCUCGGAUAUACAGUAUUUUUUAAUAAGACUUGUGAGCAGGGAAACAGAAAGCAGAACAGACUGGAUACUAAACCUUGCAGAUUUUCAAAACCUUACGGAAAUUGCGACAGACAAAAAUCACUUGUUAAAAAAAUAAUCUGAUGAAGCAAUAAAGUUAUUUUUAAAAAAAGCUCGAGAUCAGGCUUUCAGCUUUGCAAUUUUCCCUAUUUGCCUGGCAAAAAGCACCAAUAUUUUGCCUCUAGGUGGCAAUGUUUGAUUUGUUAAAAACUGAAGGUUUUUCAGUGAGCGAUACCACCUCCUGUGAGACAUUCCAGGGUUGGCUUUCUCCGUGUCUUGUGUCGUCGAAGCUUAUUUGUGACCAAUUCCUGCCAUGUGAUGAUGCCGCUCACUUGUUGUGGCAUGACGGAAGCAAAGCUGUUAAUACAAAUCCAGAGUACAAAGGUGAGGAAGUUCUGCUAAACCUUUACAAGUCAUUGGUUAGGCCUCAGCUGGAGUAUUGUGUCCAAUUCUGGGCUCCACACUUUAGGAAGGUGUCAAGGCUUUGGAGAGGCUGCAGAGAUUUAGCAGAAUGAUACCAGGGAUGAGGGACUUUAGUUAUGUGAAGAGACUAGAGAAGUUGAAAUUGUUCUCCUUAGAGCAGAGAAAGUUAAGGGGAGAUUUUAAUAGAGAUGUUAAAAAUUACGAGGGUUUUUGAUAGAGUAGAUAGAGAGAAACUGUUUCCACUGGCAGGUGGGUCAGUAACCAGGUCAUAUAGAUUUAAGAUAAUUGGCAAAAGAACCAGAGGGGAGAUGAGGAGAUUUUUUUUUACACAGAGUUGUUACGGUCUGGAAUGCACUGCCUGAAAGGGUGGUGGAAACAUUCAAUAACAAUUUUCAAAGGGAAUUAGAUAGGUACUUAAUAAAUGAAAAAUUUUCAGGAGUAUUUGGAAAAGAGUGGGUGAGUGGGACUGAUUGGGUAGCUCUUCCAAAAAGCCGGCACCAACACAAUGGGCCGAAUGGUCUGCUGUGUUGUAAUAUUCUAUGAUUCUGUGAAUACAUAUGAAAUGCAUUAAAUAUUAAACCCAAGAAAGUGCACAAGCCUCUCAUGUUUAAUUUGCAGGAACUGAAUUUCAAGCUUGCAAAUGUUUAUUUUUUCCCCACUGAACAGGCAGGCGUAUAGGAGGGAGAUUCCCGUGGGUCUGACAGGCAGUCCAUCUGUCUCCCAAAUCAGAAUCUGUAUCUGAACUCCUAUUGUGGGAAUGUAAAAGGACUAAAAUACGAAAAGUACAGAGUGUCUAGACUACGAUAAGAUUAAAGUUGUUUUUUAAGCAACAAUGUAGAUAAAUUAGAGCAGAACCAGUGUCCUUGUCCUGUCCUGUUUGCAAAUGUAUAAUUAAACUUGUGAUGACUGAAUAUUGCUUGUCAAUCAACAGCAAGAAUUGUUUUGAGACAUGAGGUGAUCGCAAAUAAUCAUGUAUAUGAACUGAUGGGACUGCCCCAUUGGUAGAGGGAGAGUACCGACUCUUCUGAGAGACAUGCUAUUGUAUUGCCUCUCGCUUUCCCUCUCCUUGCUGCAAGUGUUAAAUAAACUAUAUUUCUGAGCUAA